AUGACUGAUAGAACGACUGAUACACUUGUUGAUCAUUUAAGUGCCAAGAGUACGGCUUUGCCAAUGGAAACCAAAACAUAUGAGAAAUUCGAUUUUGAUGACUCCAUCGAAGUGAAACGGAAAAGCAGAAAGGAACUAGGUACCCUGCUCAAAACUGUUCUUGCUCUAGUGGUGAUCGCUAUUGUUGCGACGGCCGUAAUUACUCCAACCGUUCUCUUAACUCGGCCAACAGCACAGUUUACAACUACAUCAACAACCACGAAUUCGUUAGCUAUAUCAUCAACGGUCACUACUACGACACCAAAGACGAUGACGACGAAUACUAGAACUGCAACUACAACUACCACUACAACUGCCACUACAACUACGACUACAACUGCAACUACCACUACCACUACAACUGCCACUACAACUACGACUACAACUGCAACUACCACUACCACUACAACUGCAACUACAACUAAAACGCCUACUCAGCAACUGGUCAUACCCACUAUUUCUGUCAAUGCCAAAUGGGUACAGACUGGCGUGACUGUUGCUGGAGGCCACGGGGUAGGCAGUGUCACCAAUCAAUUCCAGUACCCUCGCCGUCUCUUUGUUGACGAUGACCAAACAAUGGUCAUUGCUGACCAGUACAAUCAUCGUAUCAUUCAAUGGAAGAAGGGUGAUACGAAUGGGCAAGUCGUCGCUGGUGGGAAUGGCAAAGGAAGUGGAUUGAAUCAAUUGUAUGUUUCAACUGAUGUGUUGAUCGACAAAGAGACGGAGAGUCUCAUUAUUUGUGAUCAAUCGAACCGACGAGUCGUGCGUUGGUCUCGUCGUAGUGACACAACUCAAGGAGACAUCGUCAUUGACAGGAUCCGUUGUGUCGGAUUAGCCAUGGAUGAUCAGAAAUAUCUCUACGUCUCUGACGACGACAAACAUGAAGUAACACGGUAUCAACUGGGCGACAAGACUGGAACACUCGUAGCUGGUGACAAUGGUCAAGGUGAUGAUCUCAAUCAACUCAACUGGCCGACCGAUCUCUUUGUUGAUCGACAACAAACUAUAUACGUGUCUGACAGCGACAAUCAUCGUGUGAUGAAAUGGAAUAAAGAUGCAAAAGAAGGCAUUGUUGUCGCUGGAGGUCAAGGCCAAGGGAAUGCUCUGACACAAUUUUUUUCCCUCAAGGGCUGUUCGUCGAUAUAUUGGAUACGGUCUAUGUGUCAGACACGAAUAAUCAUCGACUGA
This is a messenger RNA of Rotaria socialis, 1227 nucleotides long. NCBI's taxonomy places the organism in Eukaryota, Metazoa, Rotifera, Eurotatoria, Philodinida, Philodinidae. The record is from the annotation of a GenBank genome assembly.